Rhipicephalus microplus (southern cattle tick) is the source of this 2700-nucleotide messenger RNA. RefSeq names its product double strand break repair nuclease mre11 (gene mre11). The record is from RefSeq and is a predicted model, not a curated record. Lineage: Eukaryota; Metazoa; Arthropoda; Arachnida; Ixodida; Ixodidae. Gene Ontology annotation, cellular component: nucleus; site of double-strand break; Mre11 complex. Gene Ontology annotation, molecular function: 3'-5'-DNA exonuclease activity; manganese ion binding; single-stranded DNA endonuclease activity. Gene Ontology annotation, biological process: double-strand break repair via homologous recombination; mitochondrial double-strand break repair via homologous recombination; mitotic G2 DNA damage checkpoint signaling.
CAUUAGCGCGAUUUUGGUUGCCGCGGUUUCCGAAGGCUUGUUGCAGCAUGAAAUGGCGUGGCUGUAAGUGACCCACGACUUGUAGAUGUUCUCCCGCGCCCCGAGUCUUCAGCGAUUCCUGUGAAUGCUCGCCGGACACGAUCCGAGAUGAGCUCCUCGGACGCCUUCAAAAUCCUCGUCGCCACCGAUCUGCAUCUCGGCUUCGAAGCGAAGGACGCCGAGAGAAAACAAGACUCGAUCAGGACGUUCGAGGAGAUACUGCAGAUCGCGACGCAGCAGAACGUCGACUUCAUACUCCUCGGCGGUGACAUGUUCCACGAGAACAGGCCGCCGCGUUGGGUCGAGCACGAGACCUUACGGUUGCUGCGUCAGUACUGUCUGGGCGACAAGCCAGUGCAGUUUGAGAUCCUGAGUGACCAGGCAGAGAACUUUGGCUUCUGCGCUUUCCCCAACGUCAACUACGAGGACGCCAACCUCAACGUCUCGCUGCCUGUGUUCACCAUUCACGGGAAUCAUGACGACCCGACUGGAAGCGAAAACCUCAGCAUCAUCGACGUCCUCGCAACGUCGGGGCUCGUGAACUACUUUGGAAAGGUGACAGACUUGACAAAUGUGCGGCUGUCACCCGUGCUCCUCCGCAAGGGACGGCUGCUCCUGGCGCUCUAUGGCUUGGGAUGGAUCCGAGAUGAGCGACUGCACCGGCUGUUUCGCGAAAGCAAGGUGAAGAUGCUGCGCCCCCGCGAGUGGACCGAGAAGUGGUUCAACCUGCUGGUGCUCCACCAGAACCGGGCCAAGCACGGCCUGACCGACUACAUCCCCGAGGACUUCCUGGACGAGUUCCUCGACCUCGUCGUGUGGGGUCACGAGCACGAGUGCCUUAUCGACCCAGAGUUCAAUGGCAGGUUCCAUGUGACUCAGCCCGGCAGCCCCGUAGCCACAUCGCUGUGCCCGGGUGAGGCGGCUCCCAAGCACGUCGGCAUCCUGGAGAUAACCAUGGCUGACGGCAAGAAGUCUCACAAGCUCACCAAGAUCCCCUUGAAGACUGUGCGGCCCUUUUACAUCAAGACGGUGUCGUUGUUUGACCUCGAGGAGAAGAUUGCAGCCAUGGGAAAACGGGCCAACAUCAAGACCUUUUCAGAGCACGCUCUCGACUUCUGCACACGGCACAUUGAGGACAUGAUUGAGGAGAGCAUUCGGGAUCACCCCAGCGAUGGGCCGCAGCCCAAGCUGCCUCUCAUCCGUCUCCGCGUUGAGCACGGUGCCGAGCACGAGACGUUCAGUUCGCACCUGGUGGCCCGCAUGUUUCCCGAACGCGUGGCCAACCCGCGGGACAUCGUGCUGUUCACCAAGCGGCGUGGCGUCACUAAGAAGAACGACGGCGCACUCGACAUGAACUUCCUGCGCGAGAUUGCCAGCGCCGAGGCGUUGGCCCGGUCGCGCGUCGAAGACCUGGUGCGCGAGUACUUUGAGAAGGUGGACGACUCGAUGCACAUGACCGUCCUCACUGACGAAGCGAUGCAGCAGGCCAUGAACCUCUUUGUGGACAAGGACUGCACCGACGCCAUCAUGGGGGCAGUCAGGAUGCAGGAGACUCGUGCAGUGGAUGCUCUCAAAGAGGUUCCCGAGAGCAAACUGAUCGAAGAGAUAUCCCAGCUCAAGACACGCUACGCCGACCAGCCGGACAUAAGCGCCGAGGAGAUCAAGCGGCGCGUGACACAGGUCUCAAACCGCACCGCGGAGCUCGGUGUUUCCGACGAUGACGACAAUGAAGAGGUCAGCCGGAUUGAAGACGAUGACGACGACGAAGACCUCAAUGGAGCUUCAAGGUCGAAGCGCGGAAGGGGAAGAGGAGCACAGUCUACGAGAAGAGGCCGUGGCAGAGCCAGGGCUGCAUCGUCUUCCGCAAACACGUCGAGAGGUCGAGGGAGGCAGAAGCGAGUCAACCUGUAGCUUUCACUGUGAUAACUUCUUAAGUGCUAGACAACAAGGUGGCAGCGGUUUUGCCAAAAGUUUCCAGGAGCUGAAGCGAGAUGACGGGUGCAGUGCAUGGAAUCUUUUGUUUCGUCCUGCUUUGAAGAAAGUGUGGUACAAAUGGCAGAGGCUUGGAUAUGAGAUGAUGACGGCACCGCUCCCUUUUCACCCGCAGCUGUAUCCUUUUUCUUUUUUUUUUUUUGAAGAAAAGGCUAGUCCAUGUUAGCGUAGUGCUCAUAUGUGUCGGCCAGUGCUUAAAUGCUAGUGCUUAUGUAAGGAACACUUCUUUUGAAAAAAGUUCGUCAGAUACCUGCACUGACCAUGGCUGUACAAAUCAGCUUGUUGAGUACAAAACAACUUGGCCGUUCAAUGUAUAGUCGUGACCUCUAACCAGCAUUGCAUCUCCUGAAACAGGCAUUAAAUGUUAGUGUAACGACACGCCAAGGUGCUCUGCUUGGCCGGUUCAGCAUGCAAUGCUGACUUAGGACGUUUCACCACGACGUCAAGAUGGAGACGUACACGAGUGAACCAAACCUCUGAUGUGUCACAGUAGAGAUAGUUAUUUUUUUACCAAAUCCUUGUGUUUUACAAAGUCAUUUUGCAUUUGCAAGUUUUUGUUAAAGUGCUUACGUGUUAACGUUGCAUUUGUGUGAACUGAUGAUGUGUCUGUCAAUACAUGAUACAGCAUCUUUAUCUGUGUCUGCAUUACAACCACACUUCAUGCUUCUA